Molecule: messenger RNA, 2170 nt
Organism: Trichogramma pretiosum
Lineage: Eukaryota; Metazoa; Arthropoda; Insecta; Hymenoptera; Trichogrammatidae
Product: photoreceptor-specific nuclear receptor-like
Exons: 8
Coding region: 218-2170 (650 amino acids)
Biological process (GO): positive regulation of transcription by RNA polymerase II; cell differentiation; anatomical structure development
Molecular function (GO): RNA polymerase II cis-regulatory region sequence-specific DNA binding; nuclear receptor activity; zinc ion binding
Source: RefSeq, a predicted model, not a curated record
GUAGCGUUCGCGUUCGCGUUACCGAGCUAGAAUAUCGAGUGAGCGAGAGAGAGCGACGGAAGGCAAACACGGGGUGCGUGUUUCGUUUUUCCCGUUUUAUCAUUACCGAAACGAGUGAUUUGUGCAAGACAUAUUCGAGUUGUAUACAAGAGACAUCAGUUUUGAAAAGUGACAGUUUGAGAAGAAGAAAAUUAGUGCGAUCGACGAAGCGAACAUUAUGGCCAUCUACAGCACUUACGUGAAGAACAUACUCCAUAAGAGAAACACCGUUAGCGAGAGCAUGAAUGGCGUCGCGACGAUGGGCUCGUCGGAGGAUCAUCACGUGCAGCAUCAUCAUCAGCCGCAAAACGAAUCGAGCUCGGAUCAUCCGCGAAGUCCCUCGAGUCCUUUGAGCGUCAGACACGAUUCGGCGGAGAGCAGCGUGAUCUCGCCGGGCCUGCCGGAGCGCUACAGUCCCGUGGGCGCGACGGGCGCCGGCUCGACUACCUCCAACACGCAGGGCAGCCAUGACCCGUACGGCUCGCGCUCCACCGCCAUGCAGGAGUGCCCGGUGCCGCUCUGCCGCGGCGUCGGCGCCGACUUUCCCGCCCUCUCGGCCUCGUCGCGCUCGCCCUACCUCACCGCCCUGGAGAACGGCCAUCCGCACAUGCUGGCGGCUGCGGCGGCCGCCGCGGCAGCCGCCGCGUCGCAGCACCACGCUGCUCAUCACGGCCAUCCGGGCGCGCUGUCGAUGCCGGUGAGUCAGCCGCCGCCGCCACCGAUGCCCAGCCAUCAGCCCUCGCCGGCUCAUCAGCAGCAACAGACCCAGCAUCAACGGCAACAGCAGCAACAGCAGCAGCAACAACAGCAACAGCAACAUCAGCAGCAGCAGCAACAGCAGCAGAGUCACUCGGGUAAAGCACCGAGGAGUCUCGGACUGAUUUGCGUCGUCUGCGGGGACACGAGCAGCGGCAAGCACUACGGCAUUCUGGCCUGCAACGGCUGCAGCGGAUUCUUCAAGCGCAGCGUCAGGAGAAAACUCAUUUACAGAUGCCAAGCGGGCAACGGACUCUGCGUCGUCGACAAGGCGCAUCGCAAUCAGUGCCAGGCCUGCCGACUGAGAAAAUGCAUAGAGAUGGGCAUGAACAAAGAUGCUGUGCAAAACGAGCGCCAGCCGCGCAACACAGCGACGAUCCGGCCGGAGGCUCUCGCCGAGAUGGAUCAAGAGAGGGCACUGCGCGAGGCCGCCGUAGCUGUCGGCGUCUUCGGUCCACCCGUGUCAUUGGCCAUGGCUAGAUACGGAGCACCGAUGCCCGUGCCGACCGUCGCGCCCUCGGUCAACUCCACCAAUUCGGCGGCGACGGCCGCCUCGCCUCGACGAGACAACGACGAUGAUAACGCAUCCGAGGACAGCAUAGACGUGACGAACGAGGAGCCGCUCACGCCGCAGCCACAGCCACCACGCAGCAAUCACCACCAGCUGCAGGUGGUACCUGCCAUCUACUCGCCGCCCAGCGUCGAGACUGUCUACGAGACGUCUGCGCGGCUGCUCUUCAUGGCCGUCAAGUGGGCCAAAAAUUUGCCCUCUUUCGCGAGCCUACCAUUUCGCGAUCAGGUCAUACUGCUCGAGGAGGCCUGGUCGGAGCUGUUCCUUCUCAACGCCGUGCAGUGGUGCCUGCCCCUCGAGUCGUCGCCCCUGUUCAGCGCCGCCGAGCUCUCGGCCCUCACGAUGCAGCAGCAACAGCAGCAACAGAAUAUGUCGCUCCAUCAUCCGCACUCGGGGCUGCAGCUCCACGGCGCGCCACACCCGCCACCACCUCCAUCGAACAAAUCGAAUCAUCAGGUGGCCUGCGACGUGCGCUACCUGCACGACAUCCUCCAUCGCUACAAGUCCGUGAUGGUCGAUCCGGCCGAGUUCGCCUGCAUGAAGGCCAUCAUACUGUUCCGGCCGGAGACCCGAGGCCUGAAGGACUCCAGCCAGAUCGAGAAUCUGCAGGACCAGGCGCAGGUGAUGCUCGGCCAGCACACGCGCAGCCAGCAGCCGAGCAAUCCGGCCCGCUUCGGCCGACUGCUGCUGCUGCUGCCGCUGCUGAGGAACGUACCUGCGGCCCGUGUGGAGCACAUCUACUUUCAGCGCACCAUCGGCAACACACCCAUGGAGAAGGUGCUCUGCGACAUGUACAAAAAUUAG